Messenger RNA from Cuscuta epithymum, 1613 nucleotides. NCBI's taxonomy places the organism in Eukaryota, Viridiplantae, Streptophyta, Magnoliopsida, Solanales, Convolvulaceae. The record is from the annotation of a GenBank genome assembly.
GUGAUUUUGGUCUUCUAAUUUACUCCCAGAAUCAGUUUUUUAGAAGCGGAGGGAGACCAGCUUCUGAAAACUGAUUCUGAUUCUGCUUUAAAAAAGAAGCUGAAGCAGAAUCAGUUCCAAACACCCUCGAAAAAACUGCCUGAUAAGUCCGAUAAGCCGAAAAAAGGGGUCACCAAACGGGCUCUAAAUGAUAUAACAAUAGAUUUUUACUCAUAAAUACUCCUUUCAUCCCAUUUAAAUAUUUAUAUUUUCCUGCUUGAGAUGUCCCAUUUAAAUUUUUAUGUUUUCCUUUUGACAGCUCUUUUUACAUUAAAUGUUCUAACUAUCUUUCACUACCCACCCAAUUUUUACAUUUGAUUUGAUAGACAUCUGUUCUCUUGUUUAGUUCCACUCUUAAAAUAUCGUACCAAAAGCAAAUGUCAACAUUUAUCACGUUUUUUACUUUGAUUGUUUUCAAUUCCAAACCAAACCAGAGUUGAAUAUGUAUAAAAUAUACUGAAACCAACCAGACAUUUAUCAAACCAUAAAAAUUGAAGAACUAAACCAAACCAAAGGAGACAUUUAGCAAACUUGAACGCACGGUUGCAAAUUUUUUGAGAAAAAGAGCAAAAUUUUCAAAUUCCCGCGGAACCUCAGCGCUGUGCGCCCAAUCCACUUCCACGUGGUGAGAGUUCAUUCGUUAUCGUGUCAUUCCGAGGAUCGCAAUCUGAAGCAUGAGCCCUGAUCCAAUCUGAACCGCCAAAGGUGAAAUUAAUCAACGGUUGGCGCAGUCGCCAACUGAAAACCCAAAUCAAAAGGCUCUAUAAGAACCCGCCUGCACUUCGUUCAGAAUCUCACCACCAUUUCAAAGCAAGCCUUCAAUCUCUGAGUGUGAAUCGAUUUUUGUAAGGCUACAAAUGGCUCGUACCAAGCAGACAGCUCGCAAGUCCACCGGAGGGAAGGCUCCCCGCAAGCAGCUCGCCACUAAGGCCGCCAGGAAGUCAGCUCCGGCGACCGGAGGGGUGAAGAAGCCUCACCGCUUCCGCCCAGGCACAGUCGCGCUGAGGGAGAUCCGGAAGUACCAGAAGUCUACGGAGCUUUUGAUCCGGAAGCUUCCAUUUCAGAGGCUCGUGAGGGAAAUCGCCCAGGACUUUAAGACGGAUCUUAGGUUCCAGAGCAGCGCCGUGUCGGCCCUCCAGGAGGCGGCCGAGGCAUACCUGGUUGGACUCUUCGAGGAUACCAACCUUUGUGCCAUUCAUGCCAAGAGGGUCACCAUUAUGCCCAAGGAUAUGCAGCUGGCAAGGAGGAUCCGCGGGGAGAGGGCUUAAUCCAUGAAAUCUUAGGGGGUGCUAUCGAAUGUAAUGAAGCUCUUAGAUGUUUAAUGUUAAUCAGUCAAUGAAUUCACCUUUUAAUUAGAAUGUGUUAUUGAUAUUCUGGUAUCAACUCGUGUUCAGAUGUUCAUUCGUCGUUGGAUUUCUUUAAAUCCAUUGUCUCUCAUUUGCAAACAACAAAAUCUUUUUUUUAGGCGAACCACACUUUGUAGUUUUGUAUUUGGAUCUUGAAGGAAUUUCAGAAUCUGCUAAAUUGCAUUUCUUCAGUUGUCCUUAAAUUAAUUCUCAUUUUUUUGCUAGCGG